This is a messenger RNA of Pongo pygmaeus (Bornean orangutan), 544 nucleotides long. RefSeq names its product putative ubiquitin-conjugating enzyme E2 D2-like protein. NCBI's taxonomy places the organism in Eukaryota, Metazoa, Chordata, Mammalia, Primates, Hominidae. The record is from RefSeq and is a predicted model, not a curated record. The coding region runs from base 188 to 421 and encodes 77 amino acids. The transcript has a single exon.
GUGGUCAGUCCCCCUCUACGCCACCGUCCGAUUCCCCCGACGCCCCCGCCGACCCCGGAGCCGGCCCUCAGCCCCUUCAUCUGCCGAGGCAUACCUUUGCUGCCCAUCACACCCAGGGAUCGCCACCGCUGCCCUCUACCAGGCUCCAGGCCCGGUGCCGAGGACUGGCCGCCAAGGGUUGCGGACUAUGGCCCUAAAGCUCAUCCACAAGGAGUUCCUCGACCUGGCCCGCGACCCCCAGCCCCACUGCUCAGCAGGGCCAGUGUGGGACGAUACGCUCCACUGGCAGGCCACCAUAACGAGGCCCAACUACAGCUCCUACCUGGGAGGGGUCUUCUUCCUAAAUAUCCAGUUUCCCUCCGACUACCUAUUCAAACCACCCAAGAUCAAAUUUACCAACGGAAUUUACCAUCAACAUUAACGGAAAUACGGGAUAGGAGGAAGUAUGGCAGAAUAGCUAGAGACUGGACUCAGUAGUGUACCAUGUAAUUUCAAAAUAUAAUUCCAUCGCCUUAAUAAUCAAGAUGCAGAAAGUGGCAGUUCA